CGGCAAUAGACGAGCGGAACCGCAGGAGUGAGUAGUGCCGAGCCCGGGACCGGUUUGACGGUCGCUCAAGAUGGCGCUGCUGAGACUGGGAACCCGUUCGUGUGUCGACAUCCACGGAGUACAGAAGAGUACCCCAAAGAAUGAAUGACAGUAAAAUUUAGACCCCCAAAGCACCCUCUCCCCACCCACGCACAAGCAGCAGAAAGCAUCAGCACCCACCACCCCCCAAAGCAUAUUCAAAGACACGUGCCUUGGUAGAUAGGAAGUUGUAUAGUUGUAAGGAACAGUUUGAAUAAUUUGUACACUUAUCCCUCGUGGCAAUGGCAGUCAACUACAGCAGCAGCAGCAGAACAGGUGGCUAUGAAGGAAAAUCCUCGGCUAAGAGAACGAAAACCCAAGACUGGCAUCCUCAUGUUGAACAUGGGUGGCCCUGAAACAUUAGAUGAUGUUCAUGAUUUCUUGCUUCGGCUUUUCAUGGAUAAGGACCUUAUCCCCCUUCCAGCCCAAAGUAAACUUGCUCCUUUCAUUGCAAAGCGCCGUACUCCAAAAAUUCGGGAACAGUACGACAGGAUUGGUGGAGGGUCUCCGAUUAAAAAGUGGACGGCCAUGCAAGGAGAUGGCAUGGUAAAACUGCUUGAUGAAAUAUCUCCAGAAACAGCACCGCACAAAUUUUACAUUGGCUUCCGAUACGUUCAUCCAUUAACGGAAGAAGCAGUCGAGGAGAUGGAGAAAGAUGGGAUUGAGCGAGCAGUGGCAUUUACACAGUAUCCUCAGUAUAGCUGUUCGACCACAGGGAGUAGUUUAAAUGCCAUUUAUCGAUAUUAUAAUAGCAAGAGCAUUGCACCGAAGAUGAAAUGGAGUACUAUAGACAGGUGGCCAACACAUCCCUUAUUAAUUCAGUGUUUUGCGGAUCAUAUACGGCAGGAACUUGAUCGAUUUCCACCGGACAAAAGGGCUGAUGUAGUUAUUUUGUUCUCUGCUCAUUCAUUGCCUAUGUCCGUAGUGAAUCGAGGGGACCCCUACCCUCAGGAAGUGGGAGCAACUGUUCAAAGAGUCAUGGAAACACUAAAUUUCAGUAACCCCUACAGGCUGGUGUGGCAGUCCAAGGUUGGCCCUAUGCCAUGGCUUGGCCCUUCAACAGAUGACACGAUCAAAGGGUUAUGUGAGAGAGGAAAGAAAAAUUUACUGCUGGUCCCCAUAGCCUUUACUAGCGAUCAUAUUGAAACACUCCAUGAACUUGAUAUAGAAUACGCACAACUUUUAGCCAAUGAGUGCGGCGUGGAGAAUAUUAGGCGAGCUGAAUCACUAAAUGGAAAUCAGCUCUUCAUUAAGGCUCUGGCAGAUCUGGUAAAUACUCAUUUAAAAUCAGCAGAAACUUCUUCCAAGCAGUUGAGUCUACGGUGUCCACUUUGUGUUAAUCCAGUGUGUAGAGAAACCAAGGCAUUUUUUGCCCAUCAGAAACUGUGAAUUGCUACUCAUCUUCAUUGUUCUGUCCUUGGAGGCUUGCAACUAAAUGGACGCUAUGAUUUUUAUGUACUUAGUACAAAUAGGUUGGUUUCAUUUUUGAAGUUUUAUCCUUUUGUACUUCUGCUGGAAACAACUGCUCAUUACUGCAAUUAUAUGACCAUGUAGUGUUUGUCUCAAGCCAUGGUAUGUAGAUAAAAGAUGCUGAAUUUAUCAGCCCUACACUUUUUUUCCACUUCGAUUGUAUUGAGCAGAGGAAAAAAAGGAGGAACAGUUGAAUGUGAGUUUCAAAAGUUUAUUUUCUUCUGUACUAUUAAGCAAAUUUUUGCACACAGUUCAUUUUAGUAAAGAUUUGUUUAAUGAAUCCAUGUAGUUAUGAGCAAAGUUGUUUAACAUUCACGUGCUUAAUUUUUCAUACCUCAUGUACUUGUUACACUCUGCUUAAACUUACUCAUUUAAAGCUACUUCAUUUAAGCUCCCUAUCAACAAUUAAACCUUUUAACAUAAGCAACCUACCAUUCAAAAUCUACAUGCUAAAGUGAACAGAUUUCAAUGUAUGAAUAGAUGGUAAAGUAACUUUUGCGUAUAGAUCAGCUUUGUUUAACAUUUAACCAGAUAUGGGGGUGUGGCCAAUUUAACAUGUUUGGAUAUCAAAGCCAAACUUCUGAAAUCUUUUGUACAUUAUUGUGUGAAUGGAGCAAACAUAUUUGUCUAAUGACACAUAAUCUAAAAGAUGAUGGCCAAGCUUACCCAUUUGGAGGCUGCAUGUCUAGGAAUUGACAUGCAGCCUACAAAUAUAGAUCAGCUUUGGCUUCAUACCAUAAUCUUGUGAAGACUGUUUGACUUGUCCACCUGGUCUCCAUUGGCUCCAUUUUCUUUCUUAUUAUUAUUACUGCCUUUUUCCCUCUCCUUUGCUGUCCUCCUUGUUACAUCACUACCUAUGAAAAUCCUGUUCCAAGAAAAAGCAAGAUUCAAUGUUAAUAUAUGUUGAUUCUUUUUCUAUACUGGAUCAUCUCUUUAGAGUGAGAAUUUCUUUUUCACUACAAUAUUCUCACUACAGGUAUUAUUGUGUGUGUUGAAACCUGUGAUGAGAAAUGUGGAAAAUGAGCAAAAAUGACCUGACAGCUCAGUCUGUCCUGUGAAGCACAUCCACUGCAGUUGGUGCAUGUUGAAAUUUGUGUUUUAUCUUCAUCAUGACAUGUAACAGGAGCAAUAGACUGCUGCAGGAUAUAGUAAAGAUGAUUAGGGCAACAUUCAUACUGGAGAAAAGAUAUUACUGGGACUAAUAUUGAGCAUAACUUAGGAAAAAUACUUCAUGCUCUAGACCUACCUCAUCUUUUCCCCCUAUGAAACGACUCAUGAUGCAUGUCAUUCAGAUAAUGUGGGUAUGAAAAUGUUGUUGGGUUACACAGUGAGGUUGUACUAUAUAUUAUCCUUUAAUAAUAUGUGGUUCAUUAAUUUAUGAUGCUUAUAUGUUGUUUUAAUUGGCAGUGAUCUACCGGAGUUGUUUAUUUCAUUCACCAGUGGUAGAUGCUGUAUUUCCAUUGGUAGUAACUGUACCAGUUUUGACCAUAAGACUUGGGAGCAGAACUAGGCUAUUUAGCCCACCAAGUUUGCUCGCCAUUUCAUCAUGGCUGAUUUAUUUUUCCUCUCAACCCCAUUCUCCCCAUCGCCUUCAUUACCUUGACUAAUUGAGAACCUAUCAACCUUCUAUUUAAAUAUACCUAAUAAUUUGGCCUCCACAGCCACCACCCUCUGGCUAAAGAAAUUCCUACCCAUUUCUGUUCUAAAGCUGUGCCUUCUGGUCCCAACAGUAACAACAACUUGCUCUUGCUUUGCCUAAUAGUUAAUGCGGAUCUACAAUAGUAGGCUAGAAUGGCAAACCAUCACUGAUCUGUUGACUUGUAUAAGCAGAGUUUAUAGGUAUUGAGCAAAGAACUCUUGAAUUCAAUCUUUAAGAAGAACUGUGCAGAAAAAAGGUUCACCAUUUGGCCUUUUAGCAGAUUCAGGCUGGAUGCAAGCUCUGCAAUUUUUCCCAACCCCUGCUUAUGCGCUCUUAUAAUCUGAUAAUCUUGCAUUUUCCAUUUCAAAUAUUUAUCCAAAACCUUCGAUUCUGCCUCAGCUCACCCCUUCAAGCAAUGCAUUUCAGAUUAUCAUAGCUCACCACAUUUAAGAAUAAUUCUUUCCCAGUUUGUCUACAGUUAUUUUAUCCAAUAGUCUUACAUCUGUGUCUUCUCACUACUGACUUAGUAAACAGUUUUGCCUUAUUUGCUUUACCAUUUGUUUGGAAAAGUAUGUCUUGAUAGAUUAAUUCACCCAAUGCUGAAGUUGUUGUCUGGCUGUUACACCAGCCAAGAGAAUAGUAUAGGGGAUGGUAGGUAGUGUAGCUGUUAGCACAUUACUUUAGAGCGGCAAGCAAUCACUGAUUGGGGUUCAGUUCCUGCCACUGCCUGUAAGGAGUUUGAAAGUUCUCCCUGUGACCGCAUGGUUUCAGCUGGGUGCUCCGGUCUUCUCCCAGUAAAUCCUCUGGGUUAGGUGCAGUGCGUUGGCAUGCUAUGUUGGUGCCAGAAGCAAGACUUGCAGGCUGGCCCCCAGCAUUAUCCUUACUAAUUUGAUUUGACGCACAAAGCACAUUUUGCCAAAGGUUUUGAUGUACAUGUGAUAAAUAAAGCUAAUCUAUUUAAGUAGUCAUAUUUUAGUGUGUGUGUGUAUAUGUAUAUAUAUAUAUCACAGAGGUUAGCAUGGUAGUUAUUACUAUUAGUGUUGUAUAUAUUUGUAAUGCACUACUGUUACUGCUGCAGAAAGCUAUCUUUCAUGGCAUUUGUACCCUAGAUAUAUAUACCUAGGAAAAUAAAACUUAUAACAAAAUCAUUCAGCAUAUUUAUUUCUAACCUCCCCUUAACCUUUGCAAGGACAAAAAUCCCAGCUUCUCUGACCACUAUACAAAUUGAAAUGCUAUACUGAUCCCUGGAACCAUUUCAGUGUUUUUGAAUCCUUUCCAAGACUAUGACAUUUUCCUAAACCCUAUUGUGUCUAUCAUUGGACACAGUGCUCCAUCUGUAGUCUAAUCAGCAAUUGUAAUGAUUUAGUAUAACCUACUUGUGUGUAUGCUCUCUGCCUCUGUUUUUUAAGACCAAUGUCUGAUUUGCUUCAGCAGCCUGAAUGUUUCAACUUUUAUUUUUUUAACUAAGAUUUUGUACAUAUAAACUCUAAUGUCUUUGUUUUUGCAACCCCCUUAAAUUUAAUAGUAAAUUUUAGAAUUUUGCUCUAUUAUUAGGAUAUUACUGGACUACAAGUAAAAGAUUAAAAAUGAAAGCUGAACUUUAUUUGUCACAUGUACAUCGAAACAUACAGUAAAAUGCAUCGUUUGUGUAAACAACCAUUGGUCUUGCGAUGUACUGGGGGCAGCCCACGUGUCGUCUUGCUUCUGGCACCAAUAUAGUAUGCCCACAAGUUACUAAUCCUAACCCAUAUGUCUUUUUUUAGAAAUGUGGGAGAAUUCUAAAACACUUGGAGGAAACCCACAUGGCCACAGGAAGAGCGUACAAACUCCUUACAGACAGUGGUGGGAAUUGAACCCAGAUCCUCCAAUUGCUGGUGCUGUAGUUAAGCCCAAUGUUAUCUUGUCAGUUAUAUAUUUUAAUAUAAUUGUUUUUUCACUCCAUUCUCUCCCUUUGGCUGGUGUAAAGUCCAUAUCACUAUUUCAGCAAAAGUGUAAGGCAUAGGAUUUACAAGUCUAUCAUAAAGUACCUUUACGAACAAUGUUUGCAAGUGUAUUGUUACGGAUUCAGGCAACAAUAAAUAUAUGAGUUAGGCAAGGGUUUUUAUAACAAAUAACAUGUUUAUUAAACACUGAAAACAAAUCCCCCCACCCCAAAAGUAAACAAAUCACUAACAUUACCGGAAAUCAGCUGCUGUGCGGCAGCUUAAACAGUUCUUAAAGAGAUGUUGCAAAAACAGUUCUUUAAAGUAGUAUUGGCAAAAGUUCAAAAUGCUCACAGUCCACUUAAGGGAGAGACUUUUUAAGGCGAUUUAAAUUCUCUUUCAUGUCAUGUUGCUUCGGUUCCCAAAUCGAACUUUUCCCACGUAGAAUUUACGAAACGAAACGGCUUAAAGGCACUGACCUUUCCUUUACCACACUGUCCUCAAUCCUUUCUGCUAUUUCACAGGGAUUAACACGAGAACAGUCAACGAAUUCCUUCCGAAUAAGGAUCAAACAAGGUCAAACCCGUUUCACCGUCGAAAUCGAUUCUCCUCGAUCUUUAACUUCCGAACUCCGAUCUUCACUCUCCACUGAUUCUCAACUAACAGUAUUGUAAAGAAACUGCUGGCAAUGACCUUUUAAACUUUAGGCAUUAAAUAAAACUUAAUCUUCCAACUAAACUGCAUCAUCACAUUAAAUCACACAGUGGCAUGAAGUCAACAUGGCAAAUCUAGCCACGAACUGCCCCUCCUCACAGGGAGGGGUCCUCCUUUUAUACCCUGAAAAUAAAUAAAUAAAUAAAUAAAUAAAAUGAAAAUAGAAACAAAAAACCUGUCACAUGACCUCUACUGGCGGAAAAAUGACGUCACUCCACCAUCACAAGACCAUUACCUCAAGUCCAGUAUAGCUUCAACCCCAGUCAUGUGACAAGGAUACCACUGUCACGUGUCACGAGUACGUAACAGUAUAUAAAGGUGUGUGUAACAUAUAUGUUACACACUAAUUGCCUUGUUGUAAUUAAUUCAUUUAUUUUUUAAAAGUCAUUUCUGUCAAGAAUGGGAAUGUCAGUUUUUUUUAUAACCAGCAUAUGUCUUCCGUAACAUUUUCUUAAAGGGUAUGUGUUCUUCCUUGAACUAAUUCCUCAUUUUUCCAAAGAUUUGCAGAGCAUUUACUGCCAAUCACAUGUCAAAUUUUCCAAUUUUAACAGAGAAAAAAAAGUCUAGGUGGGAUUUUUGAUCCAGGUUUCCUGCUGUAAUAUUAACAAGCUUGCUCAUGUGCCCCUUGCUGUUUCUAUAGAAUCUGAAUUGUCCUCUUUAGGCAAAUUACAAAUCAUUAGAUUACUGAAUAUUUUUUAAGCAUUCAGCAUUAAAACACUGAAAAGAUGCAUGAAAAUGCUAGGCAAUUAAAGUUGCCUCACAGGUAGACAGGAUAGUUAAGAAAUGGAGUGUUAGCUUUCAUAAGUUGAGGGAUAGAGUUUAAGAGUUGUGGGGUAAUGAUGCAGCUCUAUAAAACUCUGGUUAGGCCACACUUGGAGUACUGAGUCCCAUUCUGGUCUCCUCACUAUAGGAAGGAUGUGGAAGCAUUGGAAAGGAUACAGAGGAGAUUUACCAGGAUGCUGCCUGGUUUAGAAAGUAUGCAGUAUGAGAUUAAGGGAGCUAGGGCUUUACUCUCUGGAGAGGAGGAGGAUGAGAGGUGAUCUGAUAGAGGCAUACAGGAUAUUAAGAGGAAUAGAUAGAGUGGACUGCCAAUGCCUUUCCCCAGAGCACCACUGCUCAGUACAAGAGGAAUACAAGGUAAGGGGUAGAAUGUUCCAAGGGGAUAUUAGAGUUUUUACUCAGAAUGGUUGGUGUGUGGAAUGCUCUGCCUGAGUCAAUGGUGGGGGCAGAUACACUAGUGAAAUUUAAGAGACUACUAGACAAGUAUAUGGAGGAAUUUAAGGUGGAAGGUUAUAUGGGAGGCAGGGUUUAAGGGUCGGCACAGCAUUGUGGGCCGAAGGGCCUGCACUGUGCUGUAUUGUUCUAUGUAAUUAAUACUUUCAGAUACUGUACACAGAAGUACUAGAUACCUCCCGCCAAGCUAAUUGGAAUGGGAGCUUCCCAGUAACCAUCACUGCCCACUAACAUAUACUUUCACCAAUUCAUUACAGUAUGAAAUUGUUUAUCAGUGUUUUUAAUCAACCCAUAUUAAAAACUAUAUAAACUAUAUAUCAAACUAUAUAAAGUCGAGAGUAACACAAAAUGCUGCAGGACCUCAGCAGGUCAAGCAGCAUCAAUGGAAAGAAAUAAACAGUGGAUAUUUCAAAGUUCAAAUUAAAUUUAUUAUCAGACUACGUAUGUUACCAUAUACAACCCUGAGAUUCAUUUUUUGUGGGCAUACUCAAUAAAAUGUAGUUGAUCUUUCAUUGAUCCUACUAUAGUUACUAUUCUAUAGAUUUGCUGUGUUUACCCACAGGAAAAAGAAUCUCAGGUUGUAUAUCGUGACAUAUAUGCACUUUUAUAAUAAAACUUACUUUGAACUUUGAUUUUGUUACAGUUAUUAAAGCUCAAUGAAAGGUUGGCCAACUUGGGAACUCAAUGAGAGUACAGAAGACAACAAACUGUGCAAAUACAAAAAAAGGAAAUAAUAAUAAGCAAUAAGUAUCAAGAAUAUGAAAUGAAUGAAAAAAUCCCUUAGUUAGGGAACAUUUCAAUGAUGAGGUUCAAGCCUCUGAUGGUUGAGGAGUAAUAACUGUUCCUGAAGCUGGUGGUGAGAGUCUUGAGGCUCCUGUGUUUUUUUUUCCUGAUGGCAGCAGUGACAAGAGAGCAUGACCUGUAUGGUGGGGGAUCCUUGAUAGAUGUUUCUGGCCAAGGCUGUUCAUCAGGACUGAGAGGAAAGGGGGGAAGAAGCCAAAAUUUCCCUUCCAGUUCUGAUUUAGGGACUCAGCCUGAAAUGUCCACUCUUUACUCAUUUCCAUAGAUGCUGACUGACCUGCUGAGUUCCUCCAGCAUUUUCUGUGUGUCACUCUGGAUUUUGAGCAUCUAAGAAUCUCUUUUGUUCAUAACUAUAUGAAGGCUGCAGUUAACUGGUUUUGAUGCAUUAUAAAUAAAACAUGGGAUAUAGGAAACUUCAAUUACACGCUCAAAUAACAUGAGCUGGGAGACGGAAGAACUAGUACAUUGUACCGUUGGCCAAAAAAGCAGUUACAGUUUUGUGAAAUGUAACAUUAACUGCCAGUUGUUCAAUCUGAAAUGGAUAAUGAAUUUUAUAGUCAUGCUUAUGCCUUAAUUAUUCUUCUUGUGAUGGUGUGGGUUUCCUCCGGGUGCUCUGGUUUCCUCCCAAAGACAUACUGGUUGGUAGGUUAAUUGGUCACUGUAAAUUGUCCCGUGAUCAGGGUAGGAUUAAAUCAGGGAGUUGCUGUGUGGCAUGGCUCGAAGGGCCAGAUGUGCCUGUUCCACACUGUAUUUCAAUAAAAUAAGUAAAAGUUUGGUACUUCUUGAUCUUUAAAAUAUUAUAGACAAUAGGUGCAGGAGUAGGCCAUUCAGCCCUUCUAGCCAGCACUGCCAUUCACUGUGAUCAUACACAAUCAGUACCCUGUUCCUGCUCUCUCCCCUUAUCCCUUGACCCUGCUAUCUAUAAGAGCUCUAUCUAACUCGCUCUUGAAUGCAUCCAGAGACUUUGCCUCCACUGCCUUCUGGGGCAGAGCAUUCCACAUAUCCACCACUCUCUGGCUGAAAAAGUUUUUCUGCAUCUCAGUUCUAACUGGCCUACCCCUUAUUCUUAAACUGUGGCCUCUAGUUCUGGACUCACCCAUCAGUGGGAACAUGCUUCCUGCCUCCAGCGUGUCCAAUCCCUUAAUAAUCUUAUAUGUCUCAAUCAGAUUCCCUCUCAUCCUUCUAAAUUCCAGUGUAUACAAGCCCAGUCACUCCAAUCUUUCAACAUAUGACAGUCCCGCCAUUCCGGGAAUUAACCUUGUGAACUUACGCUGCACUCCCUCAAUAGCAUUAAUAUGGAAUUAACAUAUCAAAGCUUUUGUAUUCUCUUGCCAUGAUUUACUCAAUUAACCUAAAAUUAUAAUGUAGUGAAAUGUGGAAUUUCAAACUGAAUAUUGAAUUAAUUGUGUUUGGUGGGCGGGGGGUGGGGGGGGGGUUUGGGAGAAAGAAGUUAUUACCUGCAGUUUUAACGGCAAGUGAUUGAAGAAUGAAAACUUGUAAUAGAUGUUUUAUCAGAAACCUUACUCAGCAUACUUUUCUGUUGCAUAUAUAACAAUGUUGUAAGCUGUCACUAUUGAUACCAUUUUUUGUCUGAGUGUAUGGGGAAAGAGUAUAACCAAAUAAUAAAAGUAUCUUGUGCUAUCAAUAAAGCAGUACACAGUA
Messenger RNA from Hypanus sabinus (Atlantic stingray), 9519 nucleotides. It is a transcript of the gene fech, whose product is annotated as ferrochelatase. Gene Ontology annotation, molecular function: protoporphyrin ferrochelatase activity. The coding region runs from base 361 to 1467 and encodes 368 amino acids. Lineage: Eukaryota; Metazoa; Chordata; Chondrichthyes; Myliobatiformes; Dasyatidae. The transcript is spliced from 12 exons. The record is from RefSeq and is a predicted model, not a curated record. Gene Ontology annotation, biological process: heme biosynthetic process.